GCUGCAUAAGGGAAGUGCUGCACUGUGGCUCCGCUCAACACUGUGUUGCUGCGUAGAUGUCAACCAGGAUUUUAAUCAACUAAAUAUACUACACUGUAUUUUUAACUACAUAUACAACGUCACAGGAUGGCCACUGAUUCAGGCUACGGUGGCUCUCAAAGCUAUGGAUCAUAUGGCGGUCAGCAGGGUGGACAGGGUUAUGGACAAGGAAAUGGCGGUGGCUCUUUUGGGGGGCAGAGUUAUGGUGGCUAUGGACAACAAGCUGGGGGACCACAAGAUGGUUAUGGCCAAUCCCAGCAACAGAGCUAUGACAGCUACAGCCAGGGUUCCUCUGGGUAUGGAGACAAAUCCUCUUUCGGACAGCAAGGUUCCUUUGGUGGCCAGGGUCAAGGAGACAGCAGCUAUGGACAGCAUAGCUCCUAUGGCGGUCAGGGGGGCGGAGGUGGCAGUGGCUAUGGAAGAUGGAAUGAUGGUGAAGGUGGUGGUCAGGGUGGGAGGUAUGGACGCGACCAAGAUCGUUCCGAAGGAGGUGGGGGCUACAGAGGCCGAGGCCGUGGCGGCUACGACCGUGGCGGCUACGACCGCAGUGGCGGCUACGACCGCAGUGGUGGCUACGACCGUGGCGGAAGAGGUGGACCUCCUGGUAUGGGAGGUGGUGACCGUGGUGGCUACAAAAAUUACGGUGGCUCUCGAGACUACGACUCAAGGGAUGAACCAGCUGGCGAGCAGGACAACUCUGACAACAACACCAUUUUUGUCCAGGGACUGGGAGAAGACGCCACAGUUCAGGAAGUCGGAGACUUCUUCAAGCAAAUUGGUGUCAUCAAGGUAAACAAGAAGACCGGCCAGCCAAUGAUCAACAUCUACUCUGACAAAGCCACCGGUCGGCCAAAGGGAGAAGCCACAGUGUCAUUUGAUGACCCGCCCUCUGCCAAAGCUGCUAUUGACUGGUUUGAUGGCAAGGAUUUCAAUGGAAAACCGAUCAAAGUAUCAUUCGCGACCCGCAGGGCAGAAUUCACGCAGAGAGGUGGUGGAAGAGGGGGACGCGGAGGUUUCAGAGGUCGUGGUGGUGGCGGAGGAGGACCCAACUUUGACAUUAAGGGAGGAGACUGGCCCUGUCCCAACAGCUCUUGUGGUAACAUGAAUUUUGCACGGCGGCAAGAGUGUAACAAGUGCGGUGCUCCCAAACCAGGAGAUGCAGGAUUUGGAGGUGGAGACCGUGGCAGCAGAGGUGGUUAUGGCGGUGACAGAGGCGGCUACAGAGGUCGUGGAGGUUUCCGUGGGGGAGACCGAGGAGGCUACGGAGGAGGUGGUGACGGAUACGGAGGCGGUUACAAAAUGGGACGAGGUGACCGUAGAGACGACAGAAGAGACCGGCCAUAUUAAGUGUUAAGCAGAUGGAAACCAUACAGCCCGGGAGUUCACCAUGGAGGGAGGGCUUAGUUUGGGAAAACUGGGGGAAAGGACUGGAAAUCAGACAGUCUGAUUUGUGCACCUUUUUUGAAGCCAGUGCAUCCCGACUAUAACUCAUCUGAGCGAGAGGCGGAUGCGUUCAGCGACUGUAAGGGGACUUUGGGGCUGAUUGGCACUGUUGGCAUGUGGUCAGAUGUUUGUUUUUGUUUCUCCUCUGCUUUUUUGUUUUAUUUCUUUGUACAUCUUUUUAAUUUCCUCUCAGAUUCUAGUUGCAGAUGUUUUUGUGAGGUAGGCCAUACCAUUGUUUUGUAUGAACGGAUUAAAUGUUUUACUGGGGUUCUUUUUUUUUUCCAAAAUAAUAAAAACUGUGAUCUUU
Plectropomus leopardus (leopard coralgrouper) is the source of this 1789-nucleotide messenger RNA. It is a transcript of the gene taf15, whose product is annotated as TAF15 RNA polymerase II, TATA box binding protein (TBP)-associated factor. Gene Ontology annotation, molecular function: RNA binding. Gene Ontology annotation, biological process: regulation of DNA-templated transcription. Lineage: Eukaryota; Metazoa; Chordata; Actinopteri; Perciformes; Serranidae. The record is from RefSeq and is a predicted model, not a curated record.